AUGGUGAGAAAAAAAAUCAAUUUCUCAGGUCUCAAGGACACACUUUCUGGACUAUGGAGAACUCAGAAACCAUUCACGGUACGGCUUGUCGGAUAUAAUCUUUUUCAAUUCGUCUUUCAAUCUGAAGAAGACAAAAGAAAAAUACUGCAAGGCAAAACCUGGAGUUUUGACGGUCAGUACAUUCUUCUCAAAGAAUGGUCGAGCACCAGCAUCAACUGGCAGGACGAAGCUAAAAUUAAUCUCUGGAUCCAAAUUCACGGUUUACCGUUACACUGGAUAUCAGAAGAUACUGGCCUGAAAAUUGGCAAGUUAUUUGAACAAGUCUCAGAUGUAUAUGUCCCGGACUUCGGAAGUAUCUCAGGGAGAUGGAUCAAGAUUUUAGCGCUAAUCGACCUCAACGAACCCUUGCUCCAUGGUGCUAAAAUCAAUCUGGGUGAUGACAUGGUGUGGGUCGAUUUCAGGUACGAGAACUUACAGACCUUCUGUUACUAUUGUGGGGUCAUUGGCCAUGGGGAUCGAAACUGCGCCCAGAAGAAAGAAGAUAUUAAGCAGAAUACGCACAACCCUGGUAAAUUUGGAGAGUGGCUCAAAGCCAGUCUCGGUACUACUUAUAUAAACCGAGAAAAACCUCCGUCAGACAGAACGUUUCAAAAAACCAACAACCCCCCCAAACCAUGUGAAAAUGAAGAUUCAAAUAAAAGCACUACCCCCUCAGCUCAAACUCCAUCCCCAACCAUGAAUAUUUCCAGCCCUCAAUCCUCAAAGGCUAUUACCAGCCAAAAACUACCUUCACCGCUGGGUGUGGAACCUAUGGUUUUAGAACCUAUACCAACAGUUACACCUCCUGCUAACUUAAACCAAACCACUGAUAUCUCCCUCAUUGAUGUCACCAUACUUCAAGAACCCCACUUGCUUAAUCCAAACAUAGCAAACAUCAAAAAGCCUCUGGACCUCAUUAAAAAAGAAGUCAAACCUCUACGAGCCUGUAAAAUCCAAAGAAGACAAUCUGCUGAAGUUAAUCUCAUUGAGGGUUUGCUCAAAGAAUCAGGCGACCCUUGCUCUUCUCAGGAGGAGAUUCUCAAUGAAAUACAAAUCCACUUUGCCAGGCUUUUCAACACAACAUACCCUACUUCCAGAUGGCACAGUCUUGAGGGCGUCCCCGUUUCAAUUACAAAUGACAUGAACGCCAGGCUCACCAGGAUUGUGACAGAGGAGGAGCUAAAAAGAGCAUUACACCAGCUCAAAAAGGGGACAUUACAAGUGAUAGGCGAUGGAAAGUCAACCUCUACCUGGACUGAUCCAUGGCUAGCUGGCACCCCCGAUCUGAGCCCCACACCUAGCUUCAUCUCUGACUCCAAAAGGCUGGAUAAGGUGUGCAACCUGUUAAACCAUGAUGGCAACUCCUGGGACAAAGAGCUCAUUGAACAAUCUUUCACUCCCCAUGAAGCUCAGCUCAUCCUUUCCACGACACUUAACAGACAAAGUCACAAGGAUAGUCUGAUAUGGAGGCCCCACAAGCUCGGGAAAUUUACAGUUAAGUCGGCCUACUCACUCAUCCUUCAAAGCAAGCAAGCUGCCAAAUGCGUUCCAGAACCGAGUACAUCAAGAAUUCUUAUAGCCAAAGUCUGGAAAAUAACUUGGUCCAUGAAAACAAAAAGCAAAAUAAAAAACUUUUUAUGGCGAUGUUGGCAUAAAUUCAUUGGCUCGCAAGACCAGCUUCUGCUCAAAGGAAUUCAGGCUGACCCGAUAUGCAAAGUUUGUGGAAACUCUGAAGAAUCCCUAGAACAUAUCCUUUUCUCCUGUCAAAGAGCGGCUAAAGUCUGGAAAUUAGCAGGCAUUGAAUGGUCGGGUAUGCAAAAUCCUUCUAUAACUUUUAAAAAUUGGUGGACCGACAUAUGCAACAUUCAGAAAGUCAAAAGCUUCAAUGACAGAAUCCACUUCUCCACUUUCAUUCUAUGGAGACUGUGGAAAUGCAGGAAUCUGUGGAUCUUUAAUAAUCUUUGGAAAUCUGAAAGAGAAAUUGCUAAUCAAGCCUGGAACGAAUGGAUGGAAUUCGAGAGCAUCAGCUCUCAUAUUACCCUUGCUUGA
Striga hermonthica is the source of this 2088-nucleotide messenger RNA. The record is from the annotation of a GenBank genome assembly. Lineage: Eukaryota; Viridiplantae; Streptophyta; Magnoliopsida; Lamiales; Orobanchaceae.